AUGGAAGGCAAGCCGCAGUGCUGGGUGCACGGCACGUACUUCUCGCGCGCGAACAAGCACAUCAAGCGCACGGAGGAACGUUCCCGCCGCAUGAGCUCUGGCGCGCUGUUCGACCAGUCGGAGCUCAAGUCGAACCCGCGCGGAACGCUGAGCGCGUUUAUCGCGAAAUACCCUUCGAUGGUGUCGACGCUGCUGUCGCUGCCGGACUGCGACAUCUUCCUGGAGCUGUGCCGCACGGGUGGGAAGCCGGUGAACUUCGUGCCUGCGAUCACCAAGGACUUCAAGACGUGGUUCAAGAAGGCCUCUCUAGCGACGGAUGAGAGCGCCAUUCCGUCUGCUGAAGAGUGGCUUGCAGCGCUCGCCGCGUCCGUGGGCGACAAGGACUGGCUGAAGGCGCUCAUCUCGUCGACCCACGUCGUUGGCCAUAAGUACGUGAUCGACGCUGCCGGCAUUCGCGUGUUCGACAGAUCGAUCGACAUUUCUGGCCCCGUGAUCGAGAUCGCGAAGAAGGACACAGCGAGUGCCGUUUUGGUGAAUGAGGUUUGCCCAUCAGUGGCCGAGCUGAAAGUCGGCAUCGUGUCGAUGGAGAUGACGUUCCAGCACCACCCUGAGCUGUUGUGCUCGAUCCACGCUAAGGGCAGCGGCUUCAUCGACAAGGUGAUGGCGUUCUACGCCCGCUUCUGGGUGGCCAUCGAGGACAAAAAAGAGGAUUCCAUCACGAAGGAGGAUAUCGUGGCGUAUCGCGCCGCACUGGGUCUCAGCGCGGACGAGGUGGGCGCCGCUGCCGACUUCUUUACGAUCGUAUCGUGGCGUCCGCUGAUCAAGUCGGUGUUCACGAAGGAGGUGAAGGGCAACUUGCUGGACCUGGUGCACCUGAAGCACUCGCACAGACUGCUGUCAUCCCUCAAGAUGUCCGCGAUGUUCAUUCCUGGCGACGACAUUCCGAGCACGUCGAAUGUCGGCAGUCUGCACAUCGACGACUGCAGCAGUGCAGCUGGCUCGAAGGUGGAGAUCGGCACGGUCGAGCUCAAGAGCAACGAGGUGAACGAGAGCCCCGGGGUGGCGUUCCUGCACCAGGUGCAACCGGCAGACGCGAAUGCCGGUGGCAUGUUUGCGAACGGUGGCUCGCACGUGCCGGAGAAGCCGUUGGAGAGAAAUGUGCCGACGAACGCGCUGGCUUACGCCGUGGCUUCGCGCGACCUCAAUCCGAUUCACCGCUCGAAGUACGCCGCCAUCUUGGGCCACCUACCGAAGGGCAAGCCGAUCAUGCACGCUUCGGUCUGCUUCGACAGCAACGUCGUUGACUACGACGUGAACUUCGACGGCAUGGUGUACCCGGGCGACAAGCUGUUCAUGCAGGCGCGCCACAUCGGCCUCGACGACGGCAAGAUAGUUCUGGCGGUGGAGGUUGUGAAUGGUUUCGGCGAGCGCGUGGUUAGCACGCGUGCUGUGAUGAAGCAGGCGCCGAUGGCGUUUGUGUUCAGUGACCAGGGCUCUGCCGCGGUGAACAUGGGCAUGGACCGCUACCAGGAUUCCUCAGUUGCGAGAUUUGGGACCGUGAUGGUGCACAAGAACACGAAGUCCAUUACGGUGCACUUUGGCGACCCUGUCACUGGUGAGGUUACCCCGCUGUUACCAGAGAUUGAUGAAGAUACUGAGAGCUACAGCUUUUCGGCAACGGACGGCCUGCUGUUCGCGACCCAGUUCAGCCAGCCUGCGCUGUCCCUGGGCGAGUACGCUGGUGUUGGCCCCCACUUCAUGGAGGAGGUCAUGUACAAGGUCGUGGACGGCAUCGAGGCGGCUUCGGGUAAGCUCCUGCAGAUUUUGAACUUCAACAUCCAGCAGCGCCAGUACGUGGUUGAUGGUGAGAACGUGAACUUGGAGACGCUGUCGCUGGCGUUGGCUGGGUUCAAGGCCGUGAAGUCGACCGCUCCGGAGGAGGUGGAAAAGGUGAUCGCAGAGUCGCUGGCGCAGACUCGCGCUCGCAAGAAGAAGUGCGAGCAGAGUGGGCGUCCGUUUACGCUGUCCCGAGGCCUGGCGACGACCCCGCUGGUUGGUAUUGACGUGCCGUCCCACUCGCGCGAGCUGCUGGGCGGCGUACCGUCGUUCCGGGCGCUACUGCGCACGAAGUUCGACUUGCAGGUGCUGGAGCGCCAGCUGCCGCUUCUGGUGAACCGGUACAUCCCGAACCUGGUGGCCACUCCGUUCUCGCUGGAGCCAGUGUUGACUUCCCUAUUACUCUUCCAAGCGGGUGACUGCAUCCAUGGGCCCGAGCUCUGGUCAACGGACGGAACGCGGUCAGGGACGACUCUCGUUCUAGACAUUCGCACAGGGUCGACGGGGUCAUUUCCGCGCUACUUGAUGACUUUCGCCGGGCAGGGGUACGAGGCGACGAAAAGCCCGUUCUUGGCGGAGGUGCUGGACCCGAUGCAGUUGCAGUUGACGACGAAGGCCCACCUCGCGCACCUUCUGGUGGUGGAGCUGCUGGCGUACCAGUUUGCGAGUGGUGUUCACCGCUUCGUGGAGAUUGAUCCUGCUCCGACGUUGACGAACAUGGCGCUGCGCACUGUGCAGGUUGGUGACUUCCCAUCAGUGCCGCGUGAGAUUCUGUGGUACCAGCGCCACCGCGAGGUUGUUCACUUCGAGGAGGCGACGUCGAACAUCUCUGCAUCAGAGUACGCGCGCGGUCUGGCUGCCGAGGCUGUGGCUGAGGCCCUGGCCGCCGCUGCGAAGGCUGCUACUGCGUCUGCUCCGAAGGCGAAAGCGGCUCCCGCGGCGCCGGCCCCUGUCGCUGCUCCGGUUGUUGUCGCCCCGUUGGCUCCAGUGCAGGCUGCUCCUGCUCCGGCCCCUGCUGCGGAAGACGCGCCAGUUGCUGCACUUCACAUUCUGCGGGUGCUUCUUGCUGUGCGCAUGAACAAGAGAGCAAGGAAGCCAUGGACGUGA
Phytophthora sojae is the source of this 2943-nucleotide messenger RNA. RefSeq lists its product as hypothetical. Gene Ontology annotation, molecular function: transferase activity; enoyl-[acyl-carrier-protein] reductase (NADH) activity. The record is from RefSeq and is a predicted model, not a curated record. The transcript has 12 exons. Lineage: Eukaryota; Oomycota; Peronosporomycetes; Peronosporales; Peronosporaceae. Bases 1 to 2943 code for a protein of 980 amino acids.